Messenger RNA from Mangifera indica (mango), 1720 nucleotides. Its product is annotated as protein JINGUBANG-like. The transcript has a single exon. Bases 204 to 1526 code for a protein of 440 amino acids. Gene Ontology annotation, molecular function: protein binding. Lineage: Eukaryota; Viridiplantae; Streptophyta; Magnoliopsida; Sapindales; Anacardiaceae. The record is from RefSeq and is a predicted model, not a curated record.
GCCAUCGCGUAAUUUGCUAAUAUUCAUUUCACUAUUUCUCUCUUUUUAGUUUAUACUUUUAUUUUUUAUUGAAGCUUUCCGUUACCUUCUCAUUUCGUUUUCCUCUUUUUUCUUCGUAAUUUACUGCACGCUGAUCUUCGUCUUUUUAGUUUAUUUCUUGUUUCUGCAUAUCAAUUUGUGUUUGUGGUAUUGCUUAUAAGGAGAUGAAUGCAAGGAGUGGAGGAGGUUGGAGUGCAUUUUCGGAAGAAAAAAACUUCCAUGGCCAGAAAUUUGGAAGUCUCGAUAGUUCAGCCUCAGGUCCUAUUGAUGAUGAAAUAUCUUCUCCGUAUUCAAAAUCUCCUUGGUCGGCUCAUCACGAGGCUUCCACUGGUCUUGAUGGUAGUUUUCCGUCAAAUGUACUGAUAGGGUCGUUAGUACGUGAAGAGGGUCAUAUAUACUCACUAGCGGCCUCUGGUGAUCUCUUGUAUACCGGCUCUGAUAGCAAAAAUAUUAGGGUUUGGAAGAAUCAGAAGGAGUUUUCCGGCUUUAAAGCUAAUAGCGGGCUGGUAAAAGCGAUUGUUAUUGCUGGUGAUAAGAUUUUUACAGGCCAUCAAGAUGGGAAGAUUAGAGUUUGGAAAGUUUCUUCUAAAGACCCUAGUGUUCACAAGCGUGUUGGGACCUUACCAACCUUUAAGGAUUAUAUCAAGAGUUCUAUGAAGCCAAGCAGUUAUAUUGAAAUUAAACGUCAUCGUAAUGCUCUAUGGAUUAAGCACAUUGAUGCAAUAUCUUCUCUCAGUUUGAGUGAGGACAAAAAAAUUCUUUACUCGGCUUCUUGGGAUAAAACAAUUAAAGUAUGGAGAACCUCAAAUUAUAAGUGUUUGGAAUCCAUUGUGGCUCAUGAUGAUGCUGUCAAUUCCAUUGUUGCAGGGUUUGAUGGAUUAGUAUUCACAGGAUCAGCUGAUGGCACGGUUAAGGUGUGGAGAAGGGAAAUGCAAGGGAAAGGAACGAAGCACUUCUUUUCACAGACACUAUUGAAGCAAGAUUGUGCAGUUACAGCAUUGGCUCUUAGUCCAGAUUCUACAAUUUUUUACUGUGGGUCGUCAGACGGGUUAGUUAAUUUCUGGGAACGUGAAAUGCAUCUCUCUCAUGGUGGAAUAUUGAAAGGCCAUAAAUUGGCAAUUUUAUGCAUGGUCACUGCUGAGAAUCUUGUGAUAAGUGGAUCAGCUGAUAUGGGGAUUUGCCUGUGGAGGAGAAAGGAUAAGGAACACGUAUGUUUAUCGAUGUUAACAGGUCACAGCGGACCUGUCAAAUGCUUAGCAGUUGAGAAGGACGAUGGAUCCAUUUCUGGUGAAAAUGGGUGGAUUUUAUACAGCGGCAGUCUAGACAAGUCGGUGAAGAUGUGGCGCAUAUCGGAGCAAGCACCGCCAAUGGCGCAGCCUAGUAAUAUACAGCAAUAUUCAGCAGAUGAGCACGGUGGUGGCACUGCACCCACUUCGUUGCAUUUUGCUCCUAGCUUCGCUUCCCAGGCGAAAAUAAGCCAAAAAUAGAACUAGAGGGAGAGCGUUCAACUUAGUAAAUUUCAUUUAUUACUAAAACUAAUGCAUGGUAUAUAAAUUUGAAGAGACACAAUAACCAUGUUCAAUGUUUCAUAAUUGGUUUGAGUUCACAAAUAGGUAUAUUUUUUAUUUGUGUUAUCAUAUGAUUAAAUAAUUUUGAAUUAAAAAUAAAAAAAAUUUAAUCA